This is a messenger RNA of Pteronotus mesoamericanus, 2863 nucleotides long. RefSeq names its product coiled-coil domain containing 9 (gene CCDC9). The transcript has 15 exons. The record is from RefSeq and is a predicted model, not a curated record. NCBI's taxonomy places the organism in Eukaryota, Metazoa, Chordata, Mammalia, Chiroptera, Mormoopidae. The coding region runs from base 175 to 1902 and encodes 575 amino acids.
CACGUGGUGCAGGCGGGAAGUGACGCGCGCGGCCCGGGAGCUGCGGACGCGGAGGCCGACGGAGCGGGACUCGCAGACGCCGCGGGGUCUCCGGGACAGGAACCCCCCGUGCUGUGUCCAGAUUCUGCAGGGAAGGCCUGCUGGAACCCUGGCCCUCCCGAGUGAGCCAGCAGCAUGUCAGCCACACUGGAUCUGAAAUCGAAGGAGGAGAAGGAUGCAGAAUUGGACAAGAGAAUCGAAGCUCUUCGGCGGAAGAAUGAGGCCCUCAUCCGGCGCUACCAGGAGAUUGAGGAGGACCGUAAAAAAGCUGAACUCGAGGGCGUAGCUGUGACAGCUCCCCGGAAGGGCCGCUCACUAGAGAAGGAGAACAUGGCAGUUGAGGCGGAGAAGAACCAGGGACCCUCCCGGAGGACUCCCGGCACCCCUCGGCCCCCGGGGACUAGCAGGGGUGGCCGGACCCCCCCUCAGCAGGGAGGCCGGACAGGCAUGGGCCGGGGGUCCCGCAGCUGGGAGGACAGUCCUGGGGAGCAGCCUCGAGGAGGAGCCGGGGGCCGUGGCCGGAGGGGCCGGGGCAGAGGGUCCUCUCAUCUCGCUGGAGCCGGAGAUGCCUCAGCUGCUGACCGCAAAUCAAAGGAGUGGGAGGAGCGGCGCAGGCAGAACAUCGAGAAGAUGAACGAAGAGAUGGAGAAGAUUGCGGAGUAUGAGCGCAACCAGCGGGAAGGCGUGCUGGAGCCCAACCCUGUGCGGAACUUCCUGGAUGACCCCCGGCGGCGCGGCGGGCCCCUGGAGGAGCCGGAGCGGGACCGAAGGGAAGGCAGCCGCCGGCACGGGCGCAACUGGGGCGGUUCUGACUUUGAGCGGGUGCGCUGCGGCCUCGAGCAGGAGCGGCAGGGCCGCCGGGCUGGCCCGGGCGGUGCCAGUGACAUGACGCUCUCCAUGACGGGCCGGGAGCGGUCGGAGUACCUGCGCUGGAAGCAGGAGAGGGAGAAAAUCGACCAGGAGCGGCUGCAGAGACACCGCAAGCCCACCGGCCAGUGGCGGCGGGAGUGGGAUGCUGAGAAGACUGAUGGGAUGUUUAAGGAUGGCCCAGCCACUGCCCAUGAACCAUCCCACCGCUAUGAUGACCAGGCCUGGGCCCGGCCCCCCAAACCCCCCACUUUCAGGGAGUUCCUGUCCCAGCACAAAGCUGAGGUCAGCCGCAGGAGGAGGAAAGGCAGCCGACCCCAGGCCAAGGCAGCGCCCCGUGCCUACAGUGACCAUGACGACCGCUGGGAGAUGAAGGAGGCAGUGCCCACAGCCCCCGAGGCCCCACAGCCCGCUCCCCCUGAGGAGACGCCCACACAGCUGCCUGAGACCCCAGCCCCUGCCCACCAGCCUCCUGAAGACCAGGGGGAGGAGGACCAGGGAGAGGAAGACGAAGGGGAGGAUGAGGAGUGGGAAGAUGUGAGUGAGGACGAGGAGGAGAUUGAGGAGGAAGAAGAGGAGGCUGAUGAGGAAGAGGAGGAAGAACCAGCCCAAGACCAUCAACCCCAAGAGUCUGAGCCCCCCGGGAGCCCCAGCAGUGAGCAGGCCAACAAAGAGCCUUCCAUGCCUGAGGAGCCCCUGCCAGUUCCUCAGGCCCCUGCCACACCUUCCAGCCCUUUCUUGCCCCCUGGGGGCCACCAUCCUGUGUCCGACUGGGGCGAAGAGAUGGAGCUGAAUUCUCCCGGAACCACCCACCCGGCUGAUGCCCUCUCUCCGGGAGGUGACCAGCCAGCCCCUGCCUCCCUGGAGAGUGGGCCCAGCCUCCCAGGAGCCCAGAAAGCGGAAGAAGAAGGGUCUGAGGCAGCUCCAGAGGCGGGCCCCGAGGGCCAGGAGACUGCGGAGAUCACCGACUUCCAGAGGGCCUCCCCGAAUUCCUGAAGACGCUGCUGGGAGGGCACUGGAGCUUCCCCGCCUUGAUGGGGAGGGGGCGGCAGGAGGGGGUUGAUCUGGCUCCUCAGGCUGUGCUCUCCCCUCCCUGGAGCCCACUCUGGACCCCAUGGUUUAGGGAGAGGGAGAAGUUGAGGGUGGUGGGGGAGGAGCUGGGGAGGGGGCUUGAUUGGAGUGUGGGGUGGAGCUGCAACUUCUGGGCGUGAGUUUAGACCUUAGGGGACACAUUUUGGCGGAGGAAGCCGGUCCUGUGAGGGGCAUGGUUAGAGUUUCUGGGGGGGCCAGAAUUCUGCUGGCGGAGUGAGAACGGGGGUCAACGUUAGAUACGGAGUGGGUCCCUGAGAGCUGUUUCAGAUGGGAGUUCUUAACGCGGGUGUGGGGCGCAGCCACCCACGGAGGGAGUGGUUAGAAUUCGAUGUUGAAACAAAUGGAGUGCAAAGAAUGAAAGAGCGAAGCCGGGGGAGAAGAGGAUGGAAUCGAAUGCUGGGAUAUGGUCUGAUUCUGAGAAAAAUCAAGCUGGAACUGAGGCGAGGCUUGCAUGGAGCAGGGCCUGGCAUGGGGGUGGGCAUCGGAGGCAUGGCUAGGUUCCUGGAAGACAGAGCACUGAAACGGGAUGAGGUUAGGGCGCAGAGAGGAGGCCUCGAAAAGAGGACACAGGAGCUAAGCUCUGGGGUGGGCUCGCAUUUAAGAGGCAUGAGUAUAAUACGGAAGCCUGGCGAGUAGUCAGCUGGGCUGAGACCUGCAUUUGAGAGAAAAGCAGGUAUUGCAGUUCUGGGGCGGGGCCAAAACCAAUACUGGCGUAGUCAGAGCCUUAGCUUGAUUUUAAUUGGCUGAAAGCUGAGCAGGGGUGGGUCUAGAAGGCAGAGGAGGUGCGUCUGCGUGGGGGCGUGACCGUGGUGGCUGGGGCGUGGUUGGGUCAGAAACAGAGCGCAGAGGCGGUCCUGCGAAAGGG